UAAACAGUGGCCUUAAAUAUACUGGUAUAUGCCAAACAAAAUACAUAAAUCAGAUUCCAAACCAAAAACACAUCAAUAAUACUUGAUAAACAAUACGUAAAUAUAAUUCAAUCUUAACCACAAUUCCAACUACUCCACAACAACGGCUUCAACGUGUUGGAUUUAUCGUGCUCAAGCCGUUAGGAGAAUAAAAUGCAUAACAUUGGAAUAUUCAGUGUGUUCUUUAUCGCUCUGGCAGCAGUUGUCUGCCUGAGAGUAAAAGAAUUCGUGGCAUUGCCAGUGUCCUCAUCUAAGCAGAAUCGUGAGGAUUUAGAAUGCUCACCAGUGCAGAAGACUACGAUUGAAACCACCGCAGUCCAGGGACGGGUGAAUCUGAGCCAAGCCAGCAAUAAUAAGGCCUGGGGAAUAUGGAUGAAUCAGGGCCCCCACAAGAAGAACAAGGCCAGGCUGUUUCCCGGUGGCUUCAGGAUGAACACAUCAUCAUCCAGCACACCCAAGACAACCACCGCAGUCGAUACCACCGUCCAGCAGCUACCCAUGAAUUCUACUGUAACGAAUGGAACGAUGAUGACAGACUUGAGAUUUUUCGAAGGUGCUGUAAGCGUGAGAGCCGGUAAAGGAGGAGAUGGUAAAGGAGGAGACGGUAAAGGAGGAGACGGUAAAGGAGGAGACGGUGCUGGUGGUGGUGAUGCUCCCCCCAUAGAGUUGACCGUAAAAAUUCCAAUGCGUAAACAGGAUGAGUUCGGUCAGUGGGUGUUCGAUCCAUGGGCGGCCACCUUUGGCGUCUUGUAUUUAGAUACGCGCUUUGCGGCAAGGGCUGCGCACACUCUGCCACGGGUGGUCGUCGACUCCAAUCCAAUCAGGGAAUACUAUCCGAAAAAAAAAUUGGAUGUAGUCUGUCCCAACAAGAGCACCCUUUACGCAGGUGCCGGUGUUAAAGAUUGGCUAAGCCGCCACCUAUCCAAAACGAAGGCCAAGUUUCGGCCCUUCCAACUUGGCUUGCGGAAGACAAUGUACAAUUACGGCGUUUCAGAGGUGUGCCACAGCGAAAUUUACCACGAUCUGGUGAGUUUUCUCAAUUGCCAGAUACUGCGACACACUAGAAUGGAAGGCGAGGUACCAAAGUAUCCAGCCCAGCAGAAAGCCAUAUCUUAAUAAUUGUUAUGUGGUUCUAUCGACUACACAUCAGGCUUCUUCUCGUUGGUACUUAAUUAAUGGUUCUUAGAGCAUUUCAAUACCACUCGAAUAAAAUGUGAAAUAAAA
Molecule: messenger RNA, 1263 nt
Organism: Drosophila obscura
Lineage: Eukaryota; Metazoa; Arthropoda; Insecta; Diptera; Drosophilidae
Exons: 2
Coding region: 193-1155 (320 amino acids)
Source: RefSeq, a predicted model, not a curated record